This is a messenger RNA of Exophiala oligosperma, 2018 nucleotides long. RefSeq lists its product as uncharacterized. Bases 159 to 1841 code for a protein of 560 amino acids. NCBI's taxonomy places the organism in Eukaryota, Fungi, Ascomycota, Eurotiomycetes, Chaetothyriales, Herpotrichiellaceae. Gene Ontology annotation, cellular component: RNA polymerase III complex. Gene Ontology annotation, molecular function: single-stranded DNA binding. The record is from RefSeq and is a predicted model, not a curated record. Gene Ontology annotation, biological process: DNA-templated transcription. The transcript is spliced from 4 exons.
GCCAUGGUUUCGUGGCUGUAGAUUGAUCAGACGAAGUCGUACUGUCUGUCAAAGUCCACAGCAUGCUAUGAACCACCUUGACCUGCGGAAUCUGGACUUCUCGCGCAUAACCACGACACCUUGCUUCAUCGCCACGUGACACUGCUGGCAGAACGGCCAUGGAGGAAUUUUCCAGGCUGUGCUGCCUUAUCGUCGAAGAUGUCUAUGGCGACUUCCUUGCUCAAAUCUUCCAGCAACUCAUUCAACUUGGACGUCUUUCGUCAACCCAAGUGGCCCAGAAAUGUCGACUGCCAUUGCGCCAAGUCAAGACAGGACUGGCAACCCUGAUUCAGCUUCGUCUUGUAUACCAUCAUACCAGCCCAGAUGGUCUUUCGACGUAUCAAGCCAACACAAACAAUGCAUACAAUCUUAUGCGCACAGGAAAGUUGGCCGCGAUUGCCCAGCGUCACUUUGGCACAUUCGCCGCUAUUGUUGUAGAGCAUCUCUCAACUCUUGGAUUCGCCACGGCAGAAGAGCUCGAGGACACUAUCUGCGCCGACAAAGACUUCAAGACAUUCGAAGACCAUGGGCCACAGACGAACGGAAGCUCGGGUAACCAAAGAACACAUGAUCUUGAUUCCACUCGCAGCCGUUUUAGAAAGGUGCUCAGAUCCUUGAUCGACGAAAAAUACAUUGUCGGUGUUCGUGACGCUCAUUUUCAAUCACUUUUUGAUGCUCGUCGAGAACUUGAGCGUCAUCUUGAAAGCAGAGGCUUGCUUCCAUCCAGUAAAACAAAGAAAUCUCAACCAGUCGUUGAUGACAAGAUCAAUGUCGACCUGGAGCAACUCCUCGACCCUGCCAUAUCCGCAUCGGCCAUUCUCCACGAGCUUCAGUCAAGUCGGCAACAGGGGGCCAAAACUCUGCUCUGUGUUGACUACUCGAAUGUUGUCUCUUCGGUUCGCAAUGAGAGAAUAGCUUCGACAGCAGGAAGAAUCUUCGGCAAAACCCCUUCCCACAUCGCGAAAGCAGCUUGUGCACAGGUCGAGCUCAGCUCAAGCCCGUUCAAGGUGCGACCAGUCGAUGAUAGAAACGACGCCAUACAGCGCCUAGAUGUCUCCUUGAUUGACGUUCAUCUAUCGGGAUUGUCGAACGGCUCCGCCGACCUAGAAACCGAACAGGGCUCCUCCUACAACAGCCACCUUGUGAACGGUCACUAUCAUUCUAGACCUAAUGGCACCAGACAUGACCCAUUCAUCGACCAACAGUUAGGAAUCCUUGCGGAAGGUCCAUUUCCUUUUAUCACACAAGACGUCGGUGGCUCUUGGCUGGUAAAUAAGAAGGAGCUUGGUGAUCUUCUGCGCGAAGAAGAGUUGAUGCGCUUGAUGGGCGAAAGAGUAGAUCCACCGGCCCUGAGGAUUGUCCGCAUGCUCCAUGAUAAGGGUAAGCUCGACGAAAAGACUCUCCAGGAACUUGGGUUGUUAGGCGCCAAAGACCUUCGACAAUGUUUGUCACAGCUCCAAGUGAUGGGAUUCCUCGAAUUGCAGGAAGUUCCAAGAGAUCCACAGCGGCAACCAAACCGGACACUUUUUCUUUGGUUCUACGAUGCUGAGCGUGUUCGGAAAGUCUUGUUGGGAAAAAUAUACAAGACCAUGGCAAGACACUAUCAACGUAUGCAUCUAGAACGAGAAAAACUUGCCUCUACCUUGAGCAAGGUUGAGCGUACCGAUGUGGAAGGGAAUGUACAAGAUCUACUCCCAGAGGCAGAACUUGAGCUUCUGUAUACAUGGCAGCAGAAGGAAGCGUGGUUUAUUACCGAGCUUAAUCGUAUGGACGACUCGGUCGCCAUUCUACGGGACCUCUAAUUGAAGAGGUCAAAUUUCUUUGCGGCCUUGAACAUCAUUGCAUAUUAGCGGCAUGGUAGCAAGCGUGGCUUGACUGGGCAUCUACGAAACGAUUGGGAUCUUUUGUUUUUCUAAACGAUGCUUGCAGAGGUUGCACAUGUACUUGCUCACUUUACAAGUCCUAAUGGCCAAAACCAG